Messenger RNA from Dentiscutata erythropus, 605 nucleotides. NCBI's taxonomy places the organism in Eukaryota, Fungi, Glomeromycota, Glomeromycetes, Diversisporales, Gigasporaceae. The record is from the annotation of a GenBank genome assembly.
AUGUCAAGGAGAUCUAGAUUAAAAGGAAAAGAGAUUCUCGAAACUGAGUCUUUGUCUAGACAGCAUUCUACAGGUGAUGAUUCUCCCAGCGAGGGCGAGAGUGCUCUAGAAAAGGGCGUUAAAAGGAUUAAGCUUGACGAAAGGAUAAGUCAAGAAACUUCUGUCGCUACUUCCUCCAACAGGUUCCAAAUUGGCUCUAUUGUUCGAGUGUGUCUAAAGAAUUUCGUCACGUACGAUUCUGUAGAGUUUUUUCCAGGACCUAAUCUUAAUAUGAUCAUUGGCCCUAAUGGAACUGGAAAAAGUACAAUCGUGUGCGCGAUUGCUCUAGGCCUUGGAUGGAAUACUUCACUUCUGGGACGUGCAAAAGAGAUUUCAGAUUUUGUUAAACAUGGUCAAGAGCGCGCAUCAAUAGAAAUUGAAUUAAAGAGUAAAGGUAGAAAUGCUGUAAUUACGCGAAUGAUUCGGAAGUCUAAUAAUAUGUCUCAAUGGAAGCUAAAUGGUCAACCUGCAACUCAUCGUGAAGUUUCUAAUAAAGUAAAUUCGCUUAAUAUUCAAGUUGACAAUCUUUGGCAAGUUUCUUACUAUCGCGAUUUUUUGAAAUUAAU